UGAAGGCAACUGAAAAAAGCUAGGGAGAUAUUUGGAAAAGGGAGAGGCGGGUGAGACAGCAAAAAGGAUGUGACAGAUGAGGAAGAAGGUGCUGAAGGGAUGUCCUUUGUUGUCUUUGUUGGGGAGCAGCACUCUGUCUGGAAAAGAUGGCGGAUGUUGAUGCUUGUGCUGGUGGGGAUAGUACCAGAAGAAAAAUGGAUGCUCUAGCAGAUAGUGCAGCUGAGAUCGUUCCGUUGGAGCUCUAUGAUUCAGCUCGAGCAAAAAUAGCUGCUAAUCUACAGUGGAUCUGUGCUAAAGCCUAUGGAAUAGAUAACAUUCCAGAUGAACUGAAGGACCCUUUUUAUAUAGAUCAGUAUGAGGAAGAACAUAUUAAACCACCUGUCAUCAAGCUGUUGCUGUCCAGCGAGCUCUACUGCCGUGUCUGUAGCCUCAUUCUGAAAGGGGAUCAGGUGGCUGCUCUGCAGGGACACCAGUCGGUCAUCCAGGCUCUGUCUCGGAAAGGGAUUUACGUCAUGGAGAGCGAUGAUACACCUGUGUCUGAAUUGGAUCUCAGCUGUGCGCCAAUCAAAAUGAGUCCUCACAUGGCAAUGAUUGAUGCCCUCAUGAUGGCCUACACUGUUGAAAUGAUCAGCAUUGAGAAAGUGGUUGAAAGUGUCAAAUGUUUUUCUACAUUUAGUGCCUCAAAGGAAUUGCCCUAUGAUCUGGAGGAUGCAAUGAUAUUCUGGAUUAAUAAGGUGAACCUGAAAAUGAGAGAGAUAACAGAAAAAGAGGUCAAACUAAAACAGCAUUUACUGGAAAGCCCAGGUCACCAAAAGUCUCCUUCCAAAUGGUAUUGGAAAUUAGUACCUGUACGUUAUCGCCGAGAUCACCUUUCAAAUAGGCAGUUACCAUUUUUCCCAUUGCUUGAAGAUUUGAUGAAGGACUGCAGUGAUGGGGCUGCUUUAUUGGCUGUGAUACAUUAUUAUUGUCCUGAACAUAUGAAGCUAGAUGAGAUCUGCCUAAAAGAGGUAACAUCGAUUGCUGACAGCAUCUAUAACAUCCAGCUGCUUCGGGAAUUCUCAAAUGAAUAUCUUAGCAAAUGUUUUUACCUCACACUGGAGGACAUGCUUUAUGCACCUUUGGUCCUAAAGCCCAACAUGAUGGUCUUCAUUGCUGAAUUAUUCUGGUGGUUUGAGAAUGUUAAGCCAGAUUUCGUGCAGCCCAGGGACCUCCAAGAAGUAAAAGAUGCAAAAACAAUGUUGCAGCAGAAGAGUAGCCGGCUGCCUCUUCCUAUUUCCAACGCAACGAAACGCAGUUUCAUGGUGAAUCCAGCUGCUUCCAGUUCAGCUGAUGUACAGCUCCCAGUUCAGCUCCCUUUGGAGUCUUGCAACAGGUAUUCCCUGCAUCCUGAAGAAUUUGAGUAUCUCGGAAAAGGAAACCCUGCCUUCAGCCCAUCCCAUCCAUUGCUGCCUUUGAGACAAAAACAACAGAAGUCCCUGCAGGGGGAGGACAGUUCAGAUCAACGGCAUCGUUCUAAUUCAUUGACAAGAGUAGAUGGGCAGCCACGGGAGUCAAUCCUUGCAUGGCCAGAGAAGAAGCAAAGACCUGUUUCUCAGCCAGCACCAUUUGCGCUUCAUUAUGCUGCAAGCAGUGAUGCAGACCCUAGUUCUGGUGACAGCAUUAGCUUGGCUCGGUCAAUCAGCAAGGACAGCCUAGCAUCAAACAUUGUCAACAUCACUCCAAAACAGCAGCCUCAGUUUGUACCAGUGAAAAGCGAUGGGAAAAGUUUGCUGAACAAUGUAGAAAUAGAGGAUGAGGAUGAGGAUGAGGAUGAGGAAUUGAUUGCAGUAAUCUGCCCAGAUGCUACACUGAACCAUGGCAACCUGGAACUUCAGAGUGUGCCAGCGAGAUCACCUAGUCAAGUUGCAACCGCAUGGGCUCAGAAAUCACAAAGCGAAGCCUCCAAAAGCAAGACAGAUAGCUUUUUCCUUGAGCCUUUAAUGCCUGCAGUUCUACGACCAGCAAAGGAAAAACAAUCAAUCAAUAAGGAGGAUGAAUGUGGGGAAGGAAAGAAGAGAGGCUUUGUAUCAAAGAGAGUGAGUGAAGGGCCCAUGGCUUUAAUCCGUAAGAAAGCCAAUAAUAAUCAUGCAGAUCACACCCUUGGCAGAACUUCUAGUUCAGAAUUAUCAGCAGUUGCUGGUUCCAGCAUGGCAGAUCCGUCAGUGCACUCAGAAGUCAGAGGAGAGCCCUUCCAUCCCCAGGCAAUUAGUAGCUUAGAUACUUCAUCUCUAGAACAUUCCUCCACCAAAGCACACGAGGAUUUGGCUUGCAGUACAAAUGUUGGCUACAUGAAAAGUCCAAAUUCUCGCAUUUCAGACACCUCAUGGACAAUGAUCAGGCAAGAUUCUGAUUCAGACAUUCUGGAUAUGGAGGAAGUCGAACAAGAUUUAGUGUCAGACGACCAUCCAAUAAUUGCCAAGUAUAUAGGAGAAGAGGAAUCAGCAAAGCUGCAAGAAGACAUGAAGGUUAAGGAACAUGAAGAUAAAGAUGAUGCCAGUGGACGUUCAAGUCCAUGCCUAAGUACUAUUUCUCAGAUAAGCAGCUCGUCUGUGACCAGUGGGAGUGCCAGAAUGACUAACUUUGCUGAACGGAAGCUUCAGAGAUUGAACAACUAUGAAACAAAAUCCAGCACAAGCAGCUCACAGAAGACUACACCAGAUGGAUCAGAGUGUUGUCCUGCCCUGUUAACCACAUGGAAGCAGAAGAGGGAGCAAAGCCCCAACAGGCAGAGCAAAGAUAAUGUUAACCUGCUGGCUUCUGAACUGGUGCAGCUUCAUAUGCAGCUGGAGGAGAAGCGGAGAGUAAUAGAGGCUCAGAAGAAGAAGAAGGAGGUGUUGUCGGCCAGGCAACGGUUAAAACUUGGCAAGGCAGCAUUCUUGGGUGUGGUGAAGAAAGGGAAAGGGACUGAAGUUGCUCAGCCACUUAAGCCAGAGCACUUCACAAAGGAGUAUUCAAGACACAAUGGGGAAGGCUUGGAUGCUACUUUGAACUCUGAAUCUGAGGAAUGGGAUGAAGACACCCUUGAUGCUCUUGAAGUGCCCAAAGUAAAGGCCCAAGAAACUGUUGCUUUUGUUGAGCAAAACAAUCCAAAAGAACCCACUAUAGAGAAAAGCAAAAUGAUUUCUGCUGCACUUCUAGAAGAGAACAUCGAAUCUGCUGAAUGUGAUCUCCCCAUUGAGAAACUAAAUGAAGUGAUCAUUGCCCUCCGGCAAGAUGUCCUGAAGAUUUCUCGGCAACAAGAGCGUCUCAUGAAACAGCCAAUGGCAUCAUCACUGAGAGGCGUCUCUCAGGACCAAAAGAUAAAAGCACCAGUUCAUUUUGUCGAAUCUCUGUCUCCUACUGACAUGAGUAGUCUCCCUAAGCCACCAUGUCUCGGUCAAGGACGGAGUCCUCACUCAGGGAGACCAUCUGAACUGAAAGAGGGUAAGGAGCGUCAGCAAGCCUUGAUGCGCAUCAAAACCCUGACUCCUAGCACUGACACCUUGCCACACUUAAGGCAGUUUCCAUCAAACAAUUCAUCCAAGACCCUGACUGAAGCUACUGUUGAAAAUAAUUUUGACCUGGACUGCACUAGAGAGAAACAGCGAGCAGGAUUUACCCUGUCCACUUCCAAAGACACAAAUAUCCUCUCUGAGGCUCUCAAAGAUGUGAAUAGCAACAUAGAAGACAUUAGCUGUGCUUCUUGUGAUAGCUCAGGGAAAGAGAACAUCCCAACAGAGGAGUCCACGAGAAGCAAAGGUAGUCUUAUUGAAGUAGACCUGUCUAAUUUAAAAGCCCCAGAUGAAGGAGGAGAAGCUGAAAGCCAAGGAGACUCCACAUACCUGACUGGUGAAAUUGAUCAGAAGUCAGGAGUUAGUUUUUUCUUUAAGGAUGGGCAGAAAGCAGAAGACGAGCUUGCAAAGAAACGUGCUGCUUUCCUCUUAAAGCAGCAGCGCAAAGCUGAAGAGACACGCCUUAGAAAACUGCAGUUUGAGGCAGAGGCUGAACAAAAGAGAGAUGAAGCCCGUCGUAAAGCUGAAGAAGACCGCAUACGGAAGGAAGAAGAGAAAGCCCGGAGAGAGCUCAUCAAGCAAGAACACCUGAGAAGAAAGCACCAGCAAAACUUGGAAGAACAAGGCCGUGGGAAGCCCAAACCCAAGCCCAAGCAGCCAAGGCCAAUAUCUGUUCAUCAGGAAGAAUCCUAUAGCAACUUGGAAAGAAAGUGUUCUUCUAUCCCUGAUAAUCUAAGUAGUGCUCAGUCGGGUUCUAGCCUGUCUUUGGCAUCUGCAACGACAACUGAACCUGAAAGUGUUAAUUCUGGUGGCGCACCUUCCAAACGAGUGAAAUCAAUGGAAACCUUGCCCAUAUUGAGCAGGAACCCAAGUCGAAACAUGGAGAGAGACUGGGAAAACACCUCAGCAGCCUCUUCAGUUGCAUCAGUAGCAGAAUAUACUGGUCCAAAGAUGUUUAAAGAGCCCUGUGGCAAGUCAAACAAAUCAAUUAUCCACAAUGCUAUUUCCCACUGCUGUCUUGCUGGAAAAGUGAAUGAGCCUCACAAGAAUUCUAUACUGGAGGAGCUCAAGAAGUGUGAUGCCAAGCACUACAUUAUUUUGUUCCGUGAUGCUGGCUGCCAGUUCAGAGCACUUUAUUGUUUCUAUCCUGAAACAGAAGAAAUUCACAAACUGACAGGAACAGGGCCAAAGAGCAUCACUAAGAAAAUGAUUGACAAGCUAUAUAAAUAUAGCUCGGACAGGAAGCAAUUUAAUAUCAUUCCAGCCAAAACCAUGUCUGCCUGUGUUGAUGCUCUGACGAUUCACAACCAUCUGUGGCAGCCCAAACAACCUGUAGUGCCAAAGAAGACUCAAACUCACAAAUGACAUUACAAUUCAGUGGGAGACUAUUGUAGAUUUCAUCGUUGGGGAGAAAUGAGUUUCCUCACCCUCUCUCUGGUUUGGGUAUGAAAUGAGCAGAACCAUAAUCCCUUUUUU
Messenger RNA from Lacerta agilis (Sand lizard), 5006 nucleotides. RefSeq names its product calmodulin regulated spectrin associated protein 1 (gene CAMSAP1). The transcript is spliced from 19 exons. The coding region runs from base 147 to 4895 and encodes 1582 amino acids. Gene Ontology annotation, cellular component: microtubule minus-end. Gene Ontology annotation, molecular function: microtubule minus-end binding; spectrin binding; calmodulin binding. The record is from RefSeq and is a predicted model, not a curated record. Lineage: Eukaryota; Metazoa; Chordata; Lepidosauria; Squamata; Lacertidae. Gene Ontology annotation, biological process: cytoplasmic microtubule organization; neuron projection development; negative regulation of microtubule depolymerization.